AUGGAUGUCUCUAAAGCAAAAAUCACGUCGGUUGACGACAUCGCCGAGACGCUAAAGCAGUUCGGCCUCGAUACCGUGCCCCAGGCCCCGAAUACCUUCCCCGCGCUCAACCCAUUCGAUGUAUACCGAUCGCAUAUAACAGAGCUGCUAGCGAAGGCGUCGGGCAUAGAUGCGAAGAUUAUAUACCCGGCGCUACAGUGGACGCAGACGCUGGAAAAGGGAGAUCUGUGUAUUCCAGUGCCCGCGCUGAGGGUGAAGGGCAAGAAGCCUGCAGAAUUCGCAGUGGAAUUGGCUCAGCUGUUCCCCGAAUCCCCCCUCGUCCUCCCCCCCACCGCCAAAGACCAAUACCUCCAAUUCUUCUUCCGUCCCGCGCCCCUCACAGCCCUCCUGCUUCCUUCCAUCCUCAAAUCCGGGCCGUCCUUCGGCUUCAACCCCUCUCUUGGCCUUGAAGACCCCUCCAACCCCUCCUCACCCCGCAAGAAGCUCAUUGUCGAGUUCUCCUCCCCCAACAUCGCAAAGCCCUUCCAUGCCGGCCAUCUCCGCUCCACAAUCAUCGGCGGCUUCCUUGCCAACGUCUACGAGGGCGCUGGCUGGGAUGUCAUCCGUAUGAACUACCUCGGCGACUGGGGCAAACAAUAUGGUGUCCUAGCCGUAGGAUUUGACGAGUUUGGCAGCGAGGAGGAGCUGGUCAAGAACCCGAUUGGGCAUUUGUACGAUGUGUAUGUUAAGAUCAGCAAAAUUUCGGCGGAGGAGGCGGACAAAGUGAAGGCACUGAAGGAGGAGGCGGCGGCGGCCAAGGAGAAGGGAGAUGCAGAAGGCGCGGAGAAGCUCGAGAAAGAGUACACUAAGAUACAAGAGGAGGGCGUGGAUGAGCGGGCGAGGAAAUACUUCAAGCGGAUGGCAGACGGCGAGGAGAGGGCACUGGGUAUCUGGAAACGCUUCCGUGAUCUCAGUAUCGAGAAGUACAAGGCUACCUACGCCCGUCUGAACAUCCAAUACGACGACUACUCUGGCGAGUCGCAGGUCAAGGAGGAGAGCAUGGAGGCUGCGGCGCGAAUAAUGGCUGAGAAGAAGGUCAGUGAGGAGAGCGAAGGUGCUGUGUUGGUCGACUUGACCAAGUACAGCAAGAAGCUCGGCAAAGCGCUUGUCAAGAAGAAGGACGGCACGUCGCUGUAUCUCACCCGUGAUAUCGGUGCGGCGUUUGAGCGUUUCGAAAAGUAUCACUUCGACAAGAUGAUUUACGUGGUCGCUUCGCAACAGGAUCUGCAUCUCGCGCAGUUGUUUAAGAUCGAGGAGGCCAUGGGCCGCAAAGAUGUAGCGGAGCGCUGUCAGCAUAUCAAUUUUGGUAUGGUACUAGGCAUGAGCACUCGUAAGGGAACGGCAAAGUUCCUGGAUGACAUCCUGAGGGAUGUGGGCGAAAAGAUGCACGAGGUUAUGCGUGGGAAUCAGGCCAAGUAUGAGCAGGUGGAAGACCCUGUCAAAACUGCUGAUACGUUGGGCAUAUCGGCCGUUAUGGUGCAAGAUAUGAAGGGAAAGAGAAUUAACAACUAUACUUUCGACAUGGACCGCAUGACCUCCUUCGAGGGCGACACAGGACCCUACCUCCAAUACGCCCAUGCCCGCCUCUGCUCCAUCUCCCGCAAAGCCGGCUUCGCUCCCGCCGACCUCACCACCGCCGACCUCUCCCUCCUCUCCGAGCCCCACGCUAUCGACCUCGUCCGCCAGCUCGCGACGUGGCCCGAUGUCUUCCUCAAUACGGUCAAGACCCAGGAGCCAACGACUGUACUAACGUAUCUAUUCAAAAUGGCGCAUGCGUUGUCAAGUAGCUACGAUCAUCUCCAGGUUGUGGGUUCGGAAAAGGAGGUUAGUAAGGCCAGGGCGGCACUGUAUGCGAGCGCGAGGCAGGUGCUGUGGAAUGGGAUGAGGGUGCUGGGGCUGAGUCCUGUGGAGAGGUAUGUGCUGUCGCUUUCCUAUGAGGUGAUUGUGGGGCCGUGCUAA
Messenger RNA from Mytilinidion resinicola, 1998 nucleotides. RefSeq names its product arginyl-tRNA synthetase. Gene Ontology annotation, molecular function: arginine-tRNA ligase activity; ATP binding. The transcript has 3 exons. Gene Ontology annotation, biological process: mitochondrial translation; arginyl-tRNA aminoacylation. The record is from RefSeq and is a predicted model, not a curated record. Gene Ontology annotation, cellular component: cytoplasm; mitochondrion. The coding region runs from base 1 to 1998 and encodes 665 amino acids. Lineage: Eukaryota; Fungi; Ascomycota; Dothideomycetes; Mytilinidiales; Mytilinidiaceae.